CAAGUUGUCCUAAGUAAGUGGUACGCGUUCCGCUCACGCUAUCUAUUCUGUCCAUCUGCUCUAUGUCCGCAAAUCGCGGACAUUACCAUGAACGGUAUUGAUGAUCGAUUGGUAAGUAGGUGAUGUUUUAGUGGUAUUUCAGAGCUUCGAUUCAAGGUUCUGAGGCAUGUUAUGACGAAAUGAAUCCUCGAACUUGGGUUGAAGAUGAGCACGCAAGAUAUCACUAAUCUCUCCAGUCCGGAGAUCCACCGGGUGAUCUCGCUUCCAGCGUCGCAGUCUCUACGAGCAUCUGCAGUGUCAGCUCCCGGGCCACUUCCAACAGGCCUGGAACGACUCGAUGAGGCACUGAGCUUGUCUGCCCCAGGAAUAUCACCCUCAACCCAGAGCCAGCGGUCGAAAGGGAUCCCAAGGGGCCAUGUCACAGAAGUCUUUGGUCCACCUGGGGUUGGCAAGACCUCUUUGGCCAUGAGAACGACUGCGAAUGCUUUACUUGCCGAAGAGAAGGUCGUUUGGAUAGACACCGGAUCGCCCAUUCCUACUCCCCGUCUGCGAGGAAUGUUACAGAAGGCUAUUAUCAGCUCAGCUGAAGACACUCGACCUUCUUCAGGGCCUGAUACAUCAGUCGAUUCUCUAAUGGAGAAUCUCACUUACUUCCGCGCCCAGUCCCUUCCCCAUCUCCUAGCCCUUCUGGUGCAUCCGCCCAAAGAGUUCCCUCCCGAAGGAACGGCACUUCUCGUUAUUGAUACCAUAUCGGGGCCAUUUCCUUCCUACUUCCCUAAUGUCACAGAGCUCAAGUCUCGUCUUUCCCAGGGGAGAGUUACAGAUAGCCAGCAGCUCCAGUGGCUUUUGAAUCGGAAAUGGAACGUUACCAGCGACCUUGGGAACCAUCUGAACAAGCUGGCGACUAUCAAUCGCAUGGCGGUACUGGUGCUAAAUCAGACACAUACGAAAAUAAAAGGACAGCCGCGACCGACUCUUUAUCCUGCUCUAGCGGGAGGAUCGUGGGAAACAGCCAUCUAUUCGAGAAUCGUUCUUUAUCGCGAUUGGCCCGAUCCCGAGGCUUAUGAAGACGUGGAUGAUUUUUCAGCCAGAAGAGUACGGUUUGCAGAGAUCACAAAACGGUCAGGAAGGGUGCGAAAUCUAAGGAAUGACGAUGACAUUGUUCCGUUCUUUAUCGAGGAUGACGAAUUUCGCGAAUUGGUCAAGAGACCAACUCUGCCUCCGUCGAGUGCUGUCGUCAGCAGCAGUGUCGGCCCUACUGCUGCGAAGCUGCGGAAGAGAAAGGUCGACGAGAUCGCAGACAGUGAGGAUGACGAUCUGGAGUCUGACGGCGAUUACGGCUGGAUUGAGAGCGAUGACGCCGGCCUUCUUGCGGACGAAGACGAAAAUCCCAUCGAGGAUUCUACUACAGAUCCUAAUCAGUAGAAGCAGUAUCGGGAUGAUAUGCUACAUCUCAGGAUCGACUGCCUUUCAGCAUUCGCCAUUGCAAGAGAGAUAUUCCUGUUUUUCCAACUGAUAGAAGGACAUGUCAGAAAUACAUGGACCCU
Paecilomyces variotii is the source of this 1547-nucleotide messenger RNA. RefSeq names its product P-loop containing nucleoside triphosphate hydrolase protein. Gene Ontology annotation, molecular function: ATP-dependent DNA damage sensor activity; ATP binding; four-way junction DNA binding. Gene Ontology annotation, cellular component: Rad51B-Rad51C-Rad51D-XRCC2 complex; Rad51C-XRCC3 complex; replication fork. NCBI's taxonomy places the organism in Eukaryota, Fungi, Ascomycota, Eurotiomycetes, Eurotiales, Thermoascaceae. The transcript is spliced from 5 exons. Gene Ontology annotation, biological process: reciprocal meiotic recombination; DNA repair; meiotic DNA recombinase assembly. The coding region runs from base 205 to 1425 and encodes 406 amino acids. The record is from RefSeq and is a predicted model, not a curated record.